Molecule: messenger RNA, 755 nt
Organism: Toxotes jaculatrix (banded archerfish)
Lineage: Eukaryota; Metazoa; Chordata; Actinopteri; Toxotidae
Product: small integral membrane protein 26-like
Exons: 2
Coding region: 121-420 (99 amino acids)
Cellular component (GO): mitochondrion
Source: RefSeq, a predicted model, not a curated record
UGUGUUUUUGUACUUCCGCGUGUUGCUGUCAUGGCGGCCUCCUGAACGCUCCAGCUAAAGAGACGCGACACCUUUACAGCAGCAUAAAGAGGAGCCCGUUUAUCGGCUCAGACUGCAGUCAUGCCGUUUAAAGAUGCGCUGAAGUGGAAUAAAAGAGUAUCAGCAGUUUAUGCUCUUGGCGUCUGGACCAUGAUCGGCUCCUACGCAUAUUACAAAUACACAGGUCGUUAUGAGGACACGGCAGUCCAAAAAGAAGAAGAGGUGGAAGAACAGGAAAAUCCAAAUAAAGUCGUCUACCAGACAGCUCACUCCAAAACUGUCAUGGUCUACAAGAAGGACUUUGUCCCAUACAGUUCAAGGAUCUACAAUUUCAUCACGUCAUUCAGCAGUCAACCUGGGACUGGAGACGGUGAAAAGUAGCUGCAUCAGUGCAAAGGACAAUGGACAGAAGGUUUACUCUUGUCAGGAGUGAAUCUUUAUGAUGAUGAGUUUCUGCUUUUGUGUGAGGACAUAAUUAUAAUUUGUAAAGGAAAUUCCAUUGUGGUAUCUGUGCAAGCUGCCAUUUUGUUUGGAUGCCACUCAACUGUAACUGGUCAUGAUAUAUUAUUAAAAUAAUAUAAAAUGACCACCACGUAAUGUUGCCACAGAGUUUAAAUAAACUAAUGUUUAUUUAAAUAAACAUGUUCAUAUUCCAUUUAACUUUGUUAGUACAAUAAGUGUCUGAGGCCAUUAGGCUUAUUUAAUAUAAUUUAGGU